Tachysurus fulvidraco (yellow catfish) is the source of this 2977-nucleotide messenger RNA. RefSeq names its product trophinin associated protein. The transcript has 16 exons. NCBI's taxonomy places the organism in Eukaryota, Metazoa, Chordata, Actinopteri, Siluriformes, Bagridae. Bases 179 to 2293 code for a protein of 704 amino acids. The record is from RefSeq and is a predicted model, not a curated record.
GGUACGUUAUAGCCAAUUGAAACGUGUGCUUUUUACAAAUCGCUGUAUACCCCGGAAAUAACAAGCUGGUGUUUGGUGUGUUGGGAAACAUUUAUGCGCUUCAUACUUCACAAUAAAACGGGAAAGAAAGGCAUUCUGAGUACUAAUUAACCGAAGUUUAAAAACCAUUACUUGCCAAAUGGCCUCCAAACCAACAGCACUGCAUCCCCAAAACAAAUGCCAGAAGGAGGAUGUGGGGAUUUUGAAGCAUCAGGACUUAAAUAAAGUUACUACAAAUUCAAGGGCCAAGCUGCACACUGCUCAGUCAUCCAAAAGAGGAGCUGAAAACAAAGACCCCAAUGAAUCUGCCAAACCUGCAAAGGGAGCAAAUGACUGCAAAGGGGUCAGUCGGCUUCCUGUACUUGCGAAAUCGAUGCGUUCAUCUGUAACAGACAUAUCUCCAAAUCCGGCUAAUAAGAAAUGGGAAGAAAGACCUCUCCUGGGUAAAGCUCAAAAGAGGAAGACCUGCACCAAGCCUGUCCCUUUCAGUUUGUCACAGUCUCGGACCCGCAACCAGAGGGGCACUGAACCAUCAACCGCACCAUCAACCAAAUCUGGAAAUCCUACAACCCAUCUGACGCAUACAUUGGCAAAGACACAGAGCGAAUACACCAACAUUGUGGUUACUAAUAAUGUCUCUUUAAUGGCAGAGAAUAAGCCGACUACAGCAUUUAAACUGAAAAGCCCAGGGAAAGGAAAUGAUCUAAUCUCAACCAUUCAGAAGGACUUGAGCACAAAACUGGGAAAGAUCACACUUGCACACACAGAGCAUACCAAAGAUGGAAGGUUUUCUUCUAAAGCUGUUGGGUUUGAAGACCAAGCAGAUUGCCGUUCAAACAGUAAACAGGCUAUACAGACUCUUUUAUCUGCUGAUUGUAAAACAGGUGUGUCUGAAAACGUGUGUAAUGCAGUAGCUAAUAGUCAGACUCCGCGUGUUUCCACGUGUCCAUCAGGACCAGGCUCCAGCAUUUACCUGCCUCAGAGAGUCUCCGUGAAGAAGAAGAAGAAGGGCUGUGGUGCUGAGGCCAUAUCAGAAAACACCGUGCCGUUCUCGCCAGACCCAUCAGCCCUCCGCAGUAUUCUGCUGAAUGAGGGAAUUAAAGUUAGAGAUUCUGGUGAAGCAACACCACAGGUGUCUACCUGCCUUUUAGGCAGAGGCACCUCCAUUUACUCUGCUCAGAGAGUGCCCAUUAGAAAACCUCAGACACACACCGCAGCAUCAGUUGCAGAACCGACGGCAGGAGCAGUUUCGUUCUCCCCUGACCCAUCAGCACUUCGUAGUAUUCUGCACAAUGAGGGCAUUAAAACGGGCAGUUCUGGUGCAUUGACGCCUAGAGUACCUCUCUGCCCCUCGAGAAGGGCCACCUCUAUUUACACAGCUCAAAGAGUACCGUUGAAGAAAGCUAGAGCAGAAGAGGCAGCACAAACUGGUAUCAGCCAAACUCCUGUCAGCAAGUGGACGCCACAGCGGGUUCCAGCCUCCCAGUCGCACUCUGUGAGGAGGCUAAACUCCACACAAAAGACACAUCUUCUCCACACCUCCACUGGAUUUCGUGAAACACAUGACCCCAGCAUGGCCAGCUCCUCCCAGCAGGAACAGGAGGAAGUGGUCCAGAGGUUAUUUCAGGAAGAACCAGAGCAUGAAGAGAACGAGCUGAUGGAGGACAGUGGAGACGAGGUUACUUCGGGUCAAUCGCUGCAGCAUCACCAGUCUGCUGAAUGUGAAUUAAAGCAUGGAGGUGAAACAGAAACAGCAGAAACAGAACGCUACCAUUCAGAAAAAGAGAAGCUCCCAGCAGCGCAGCCGUUCAUCCAGGCACCACACAGGCAGUCAGUCAUCGUGUUUUCAUCUGGUCAGAAGCUGUUGUCUCAGAAUGGUGCCUCAAUUCAGACAUCUCAGCAUGCAGCACAGCUACAGCUUUUCACAGACCAAACCAGCAGAUCACAGAGUGGAUUGAACUCAGAAACAGAUAGACCAGUGUCUCCUGGCAAGCAAUGCAAGACAAAAGCUUCCGGCCUCAACUUGGCCAUGUUUGCUCUGAAACGCCGUCUGCCACCCCUGGAGGAGAUGUUUCUGGAUGAAGAAUGUGCCAUGUACACUUCCCGACAGCAGUCAUGGCCGACUCAGCACCGCUGCUACAACCCCGUGGCCUCGACACUCCUCUUUCAGGACUCUACUUGCUUUGUGCCCAUUAUUGUGACCAGUUCAAGCCUCAGCCCUGUUCCCCAACUAUCCUCAUCAAUCAAAGUGUGAAGACUCAAUACCAGCAUCUGAGUGUUUAUGUAGAUUUCCUAAAAAAAUGUAAAUUUACUUGAAGUUCGUCAGCUUUGUUCUUCAUGCUAUUUAUUCAGUUUGAACAGUAAGAUUGCUGAUCUUGACUCCGACGAGAGGCACGGGAACAUUUCAAACCUAAAGAGAUGAGUGAAUCCGGUCAGCGUCACUACUUAGUAAAUACACGAAGCAAAAUAAAUGGACCUCCGAUGUCAUUUUUCUUUAACUGUUUGCCAGACCAUGUUUAAUGUUAGUGUUUACCAGCCAGUAUUAUUAUUAUUGUUUUUUUUUUUAUCACUCCAAUAUGCUCUUAGAUUUACACAACUAACUGACACCCUUAUGUAGUUUUCUAACAUUACACACCAAUGAUUAAGUCUUCUAACCUCUAUAUCCAAUUUUAAAUGAGGUUUGCAAGAUGGCUUAGUAUUAUGUGUGUAACACUAAUUCUGCCCAGCUUUCAGAGCUAUGUUCGCUCAGUAAGUGACUUGGGUCAUCGAGUAUCGUCCCAAAAGGCAGAACGCUAUCAGCACAUUGUUACUUAAGCAAAUUAAGCAAAUUAAGGUUAAGCAAAUCUGCCUGUUUUACAGCUCAUUUAUUUCUCAGGCAAUUAUCUUUGUACUUAUAUUGUCUAUAUUUAAUUAAAAGAAUCUAUAUCAAGGACUUCAA